AUGAAUUCAAAUCAAGAUCAGCACGACACGAAAUCCGACAUUUUCCCCCUUGAUGAACAUUUGCAAGCGGAUUAUUCCGUCCCUGAUGGUUCUUGGGAGCACAAUUUAGAGAAAAAGAGGUUAAGAAGUAAGACAUAUGGUCCAAAUAGUCAGAAUCAACAGACAUAUGGUGGUCCAAAUAGUCAGAAUCAGCAGACAUUUGAGCCAAAUAGUCAGAAUCAGCAGGACUAUAUGAAACAAGCACAAGUGGACAAUGACGAUGAUAAUGGGGAUUUCCCUGAACAUCGUGAAUCGAGAACUUAUGAACAUCAUUCAAGUUUGUUUAGUUCUUUGCCACAUUUACAUUUUGGCAGUCCUAAAGGAUACCCAGGUACCGAUGAUGUCAAGAAUAAGGAAAAAGAUGAUGGUAGCAGCCGCGCCAUUCCACAGGGAAAAAAGGAUUUAGCUAAUUCUACUACUUACAACUUUGCCGACGACGAUGAUGAAGAUCAUAUUGAUGAUUUCAUCAACUUGUUAGGGUGA
This is a messenger RNA of Lodderomyces oxycetoniae, 522 nucleotides long. RefSeq lists its product as uncharacterized. NCBI's taxonomy places the organism in Eukaryota, Fungi, Ascomycota, Pichiomycetes, Serinales, Debaryomycetaceae. The coding region runs from base 1 to 522 and encodes 173 amino acids. The transcript has a single exon. The record is from RefSeq and is a predicted model, not a curated record.